Molecule: messenger RNA, 1259 nt
Organism: Ananas comosus (pineapple)
Lineage: Eukaryota; Viridiplantae; Streptophyta; Magnoliopsida; Poales; Bromeliaceae
Product: senescence-specific cysteine protease SAG39-like
Exons: 2
Coding region: 175-1077 (300 amino acids)
Cellular component (GO): lysosome
Molecular function (GO): cysteine-type endopeptidase activity
Source: RefSeq, a predicted model, not a curated record
ACGUGCAUUCACAACUGCAAACUCACUAACUCUAUCAAAAUUCACAUACCUAAAUGGCUUCUAGUGCUACUGCCACCCGUUUCCUCUUACUCUUCUUCCUCCUAGGCGUCGGCCACCGCAUCGGCCGCCCGCACCGCGAGGAACCGCACGUCGACGGAGGAAUCCGUGCGGCGCAUGCACGAGCAGUGGAUGGCGCAGCACGGGCGCGUGUACAAGGACGCCGCCGAGAAGGAGCGGCGGUUCAGGAUCUUCAAAGCGAACGUCGAGUACAUCGAGUCCGCCAACCGGGCCGGCAACCGGUCGUACACGCUCGGCACCAACCGCUUCACCGACCUCACCAACGAGGAGUUCAGGGCCUCGUACCUCGGGUUCCGGCCGACCCCGCGCCCCGAUGAGGCGGUGCAGUCGCCGUUCAGGUACGCCGACGACCCGACGCCGGAUAGCGUGGACUGGAGGUCGCAAGGCGCAGUUACUCCCAUCAAAGAUCAAGGCCAAUGCGGAAGUUGCUGGGCAUUCUCCACGGUGGCGGCGACGGAAGGGAUCACCAAGAUCAGAAAAGGGCAGCUGAUCUCCCUGUCGGAGCAAGAACUUCUCGACUGCAACGACUUUGGUGGCUCGUGCGAAGGCGGCGAUGUCAAUGCCGCCUUCAGCUUCAUCAGCAAAAACGGAGGCCUGGCGACCGAAGACGCCUACCCAUACCAGGGAACGCAGGGCACGUGCCGGGCGUCGUCCUCCGCAGCCACCAUCAGCGGCUACGAGGAGGUGCCGGCGAACAGCGAGCCCGCCCUGCAGAGUGCGGUGGCGAACCAGCCGGUGUCCGUCGGCAUCGACGGAGGCGAUAUGAAUUUUCAGAACUACAAAACCGGCGUUUUCAACGGCCCAUGCGGGACAGAUCAGAACCACGCAGUCACAGCCAUCGGGUACGGAACGGCCGACGACGGAACUAAGUACUGGCUCAUAAAAAACUCGUGGGGAACGACGUGGGGCGAGGCUGGAUUCAUGAGGAUCCAGCGAGAUGUGCAGUCUCCCGAAGGAAUGUGCGGACUCGCCAUGCACGCGUCUUUCCCGACCGCAUAAUCCGAAUACAAAUCAUUAUACAAAAAAUAUAUAUGGAUAUAAUGCUAUGGCUUUAAUAAUAGUUGCUGGUAAUAAUAAAGCUUGGAGGUAUGUAUAAUAAGCUUAUAAAAAUUAGAAAGUCAUCUGUUUGGUUUGGCCACGUACUGUUAUUAGAUUUGAGAGGGAUAAUAGUAUUAAUUAUU